CUCAACUGUGCUUCUUGAUCUGUGAACUUUGGAUUUCCCGUUAAAAUUGUAGUUUAAUUUAAAUCAGGCAAACGCACGGUUGUAGCUUAACAAUGAAUCCAACACCCGGUAUUUUGAAUAGCAGUUUGUUUCUAUGCUUUUUGUUACUGUAUUUCUUACAAGUGGACUCCAUACACACCGAAGAGGGUUUGGAGCUCUUAUUUCGAGAAAGAUCACAAUCGGAUUGGGAAAAUGUCUGGCAUCAAGAGACGCACUCGCGCUGUCGCGACAAAUUGAUACGUCAACUAUUCUGGGCUUGUGAGAAGGAUAUUUAUCGGCUGACACGACGCAAUCGCAAACGUAUGGACGACGAAGCAAUGCAAAAAAGAAGCAAACCCAUCGCACGCACCUGGCUUAAAUUGAAUUAUGUCAACACGCUGUUGCGUACACGACGCGCCGAUGCGCCCUCGAUUACGAAUGAGUGUUGCACUAAGGUCGGCUGUACUUGGGAGGAGUACGCCGAGUAUUGCCCCUCGAACAAACGUCGCAAUCAUUACUGAGAUGAGGAGGAAACCAAAGCGGUUGGAAAAGUGGGUUAAUGGAUAAAGAAUAAUGGGAGUAAAGGUAUGCAACAUCAGGAAAAAUAUGUUCGAGCCGAGUCAUGAAAGUGAGCAAAUAUUUGUUAAACACAUGUUAUUUACAAAUAAACAGCAGCUGUUAUAUAAGAUAUGUAUAUGUAAAAAAUUUUAUGAGCGAUUAAGUUGAAAAAAAAAUGUAAUGUUAAAAUAAAAUAAAAUAUUAACGAAAUGCUUGUAAAAUAUUAUAGCUA
This is a messenger RNA of Bactrocera oleae (olive fruit fly), 808 nucleotides long. RefSeq names its product Insulin-like peptide 7 (gene Ilp7). Lineage: Eukaryota; Metazoa; Arthropoda; Insecta; Diptera; Tephritidae. The record is from RefSeq and is a predicted model, not a curated record.